Molecule: messenger RNA, 15153 nt
Organism: Synchiropus splendidus (mandarinfish)
Lineage: Eukaryota; Metazoa; Chordata; Actinopteri; Syngnathiformes; Callionymidae
Product: dynein heavy chain domain-containing protein 1
Exons: 47
Coding region: 1148-14443 (4431 amino acids)
Biological process (GO): microtubule-based movement
Cellular component (GO): dynein complex
Molecular function (GO): minus-end-directed microtubule motor activity; ATP binding; dynein light intermediate chain binding
Source: RefSeq, a predicted model, not a curated record
UAGUUGUUCUAACUUCACUAUACAUACUUUACAAACGCACAUUUUACAUGUGACCUUCACUCCACUGCGCGAUUUCUUGUUGCUAUGGCAACGAGCCGUCUCCUCGCCUUCACUGACAACUUCUCCGCGACAGGUAAGUAACAAGUAUCUCUGGUAAGUUGACUUGAGUUUCCUCCUCCGGAUGCUUUAACAGUUAUCUGGAAUCCAUGGCGAGUCUUAGUGAACUGUAAUUUGUCCCGGAAGUUAUGAAGAUUCCGGUUUACAAAGUCCAGAGCUCUGAUUUAACGAGUUAGCGAGUUUAGCUCGAUGCUAGCUUUAGCUACUUAGCAAGACUGAAGUAACAUUCGUGUUUAUAGUCGCCUGAACCGUAACUGUGUUGUCGAUGUUUUGACGUCUCAAAUAUGAUUCUAGUGACACACGAGCACUGUAAUGCUAAUUUUAGAAGUAAAAAGUUCAGGAAAACAAUGCAAUACGUUCUAAUUCUAUUUCGUGUAAUGUUCUAAUAAAUCAGAGAGUUGUCAAUUAAACUCUUCUUUCAAAAUUUAAUGGUUUAACUUUGGUUUUUGUUUUUUUUCAGAACUGUCCAAAAUGAAGCUGUAGAUCAGUCCAGCUUCUUGAGGGACUAUUACCUCACCCCGUGAAGACUAUUUUAUCCUACAGUGGUGAAUAUAGCACAAAGAAGAAGAAGAAAAUUGGUCUAAUCCCUUCUCCUCUAAAGACAUUGACAUUGUCCUGCGACUGUAUUGCAAAGUAAGCUCAUUAAAAUCAGUAAUUUGUACACGUUUCUUUCACAGGAGAUUUGAAAUCACACUGAAGGUGAGGAGACCUCUAUUCCUGCUUGUGUGCUGCUUGUGUGUCAACAUUCAGAUCCACUAUAAAUGCAGGAAUAAAGAAUGAAACAUUUACGGUUUGAACCAAAGCCAGGGCGCAGGAGUGAGUGUAAAGGAGACAACAAAAAACACCUCAGUCGAUGGAGGAAAUUCAGUCGUCUAAAGAAGCCACUCAGGGAAUUCAACUCAAAUAUAUUUUUGUAGCUGACAGACUCGGCAGUCAAGGGUCAUGGAAGAGCCACAAGUCUGAAGCAAAAGGAUGCAUGUAGAGCCAGAGGUUGACACCCACAGAUGAGACUUUUGUAGAGAUCAGCGCCAUGUUUGCCGCAAAUCAAAAACCUCACGAUGGGUCAUCCCAGUCGAGUUUGAGAAACAAAUCAAAGAGGAGUCUUUCGGAGAGGAAGAAGAAAGAGCAGGCGCCCGGUUCCUCUGGUGGUCAAGUGACGCUGCCUCCAAUAGUCACGGAGCCGGCUUUCACUGCUUCGCCCGAGACGCUGUUCAAUCCAGCCGGCAUCCUUGAAAGUGCGAGGAGCGACGGAGCUGAGAAACUUCCUAGGCUCACUGACGGGAAUAGAAAGGCUGCCACUAAAAAUAAGUUGCGAAAACCUAGGAAGUUCAGCCUCAGCAUCCCCAUCAGACCUCCUGAUGCCAUUACAUCACAGAGCCUGGACCAGAAAGUGCCAAGUCGGACCAGAAGACCUGCGGUGUUGAAAGAUGAUGGGGAAAACUUGGCAAAUAAAUAUCCAUUCAGUGGCAGAGAUGUAGUUGAGAUGUAUGCCAAGAAGAACACUGAGGCGUUGAACCUUUAUUACCUGAAGCAGAUGGAAGGGGACUAUUACAAACCCUAUGACCUAAGAGUGGUCAACUCCUGUGAGGCUGGCGCAGAGCAUUUCAUUUUCUCCCCCAAAACGGUCAUACAUGUGUCAGGUGGGAGCUACGGAGACGUCAUGACUUUAGAACAAUGGCACAGAGAGUCCUCCAUAUGGAACUCAUUGCAGGAAAUAAAGCUCUUCCGACAAUUUCGAGUCCAAAAAGCGUUUGAUCGGUGGCGCUGGAAUGUGCGCAAGAUUAUUUUUGAGCGCAAGCGCGAACUACUGGAUGGGAUACUGCUUGUGGCUGUUCCCCAGUACAGGAUGGGCUUGCAACUCUUGUCCGGAGUCCUUGUAGAACUCAGUGAAACACACUGGCUUCCUCUGCAUGAGUCAACGCCGUACACACUGCAGGAUUUUAAAAACAUGUUGUUGGCGAAGAAUCAAGAGUGUCUUCAGAUGGUGUUGAAAGUAACACAAAAGCGCACAGUCAUCCUAAACAGAGUCAGAGAAGAUAUUUACUCCAUCCAUAAAGAGCUGCUGCUGCACAUUGAAUACUCGAAAAGGCCACAGAAAUGCUUCAUUCCCAUUCACCGGUGUCUGGGUCAUCAGCUGGAUCUGCAGAAGCAGCUCGCCGACGUGAAGAGCGUUUUACGGAAACUGGGCAGCUUCGGCAUGCUCAUCAAUCACAUGAUCCUGCAGGGUCUCCUCACUUUGUUCAAAAAAGAUUUGACCAAUUUCCUCAAUUAUGAUUUCAAGACGCUAGAGAGUCCAUUUCAAACUGAGCUGUGUUUUGACACCAGUGGUCAGUUAGCAGUAGACCCACCAGUGCGUCUGUUCCAGGAAGCCCUCAGUGAAGCUCUCCUGAGCAUCAGGGACUCUAUUUGUCAGAUGUGUGAGGACUGUGGGCUCUUCCUGAACAAGGUUGUCGGUGACCUCAACUAUGACUUUGAAAAGGACCCUAUUCAUGACUUCCUCCCUCCUUCAUGUCCGACUGAAGCAGAGGAAGACGAGGGCAGUGACGAAUCAAAAGACCUCAAAAGGAUUUGCUGCUGGAUGUGGAUGAAAGAGGAGCCAAAUGUCCGGCUCGUCCUGUCAAAGAAGAUCGGGGAUUCUGUGGAGGGCGACAGAGUGCACAGCUGCUACUACCCUAUAACUAAAGAGCAGCUCCUGUGGCAUAUCGGUGCCAACGACCUGUCAGGUCAAGUGCAGCUGGAGCAGGCUGUGCUCAUGCAGAAAGCUCAAUUAGAUGUGCAGCAGCUGUGUCGGAGCUACAGUUGGUUAAGUGAGACAAAUGUGCUGCUUCAGAAAUGGAAUGAGACCUCUGCGAGCAUUCAGCCAGCCUCUGUAUAUGAAGAACACAUCAAGGCAGUUUGGGAGUGGGUCGAACGAGUCAAUACAGUGGACUCCUACAUCUCAAACGCCACCCAGUUAUUCACCAUCAAUUGUAUCCACUUGAAGGAAAAUAUAGUUGAGCAGCUGAACGCCAACAUAGUGGAGGUGCAGCAGCACAUCCGUAGACAGAUCAAACAGCACUCAAAGAGUCUCAAAUCUGUCCUGGAAAAACUGAUAGUUGACCUCACAGCUGAGCCGCAAGACUUGGAAGCCUUUUCAGCGUAUGCUAGAAUGGUAAAGGAGUCGGUAAGAACAAUGCCUGACUUGAAGAAACGUUUAGAGUACAUCCAAGCCCUCCGAGACAACCUUUGCAAAAAGAGGCAGAUGACUGAGGAUGAAGUGACGUUGGAACAAGAGACUCUCGCUGCCUGGACUCGGCUUGUUGUCCUCAUGAAACGAGCUAAUGACGACGUGUCUCAACGUCUUCCGUCCAUGUUGGGCAAGAUGAAAAUUAUGUUCCGAUUUCUGGUCAGUGAUGUCAAGCGGGUGGUCUCGCGGGCCACCUCCGGGUCAUUCCUUGUUCCCACCAACAAUCCAAAAGAGAUGAUUUCGGAGCUGGGCCACAUGUGUGCUCAGGUAGAGACGAUGAAGGCAGAGCUGGAGCAGCUGAGCUGGAAUAAUGAAAAACUGCAGGGAGUUCCCCUGGACUUGUCUGCUGUGACGGUGGGUUGUCUGAAAGUCCAGGCACGAAAGGAUCUGUGGGAGCUGAUAGCCUCUCACAAAUCAUGGCUCCAAGACUGGAAAAAGGAAAUGUUUAGCAAGGUGACAAUACCGGAUGUUGAAGAGAAGAUUAAAGCAUGGCAGCGGCAAGCCACAGAAUUAGCAGACAUCAUAUCCACCGAUGAUGUCAUGCUCCAAAUGAUUUUGGAAAAAAUGGACAGCUUGCGCUGUCAGCUCACAGUCCUGGCUAAACUUCAGGACCCUAUGCUCAAGCAGAAGCAUUUUAGAGCUGUUUUCAAUGGAAUGGGUCUCGCGAGUGUCCCAGAGAAGAUUACUGUUGGGGAGCUGCUGUGCCAAAGGCCUGAGGUUCAUCAUUACUUAAUCAUGAAGACAUGCAAGGAGGCAAAAUCAGAGUUUAACAUCGAGCAGACGCUGCACAGUCUGGCAAAGAAAUGGAAAGACAAGCUGUUCCAGCUGGAUAAUUUUGCUGUUCCUGUUUGGCAUCUUGCUGAGGAAAAUGAAACAAGAGAACACGAGCUUGGCACAUUCACAAACACCCAUUCUUCCCUACACACGUCUUUGGAUGAUGAGCGGUACAUAAUUCUAGGUCUGGAUGUUCUCAUUGUGGAGGUAGAUCACGAUUUGAUGACGUUGUCAACAAUCUUGGAGUCACCACACAGUGCUGACAUCAGAUCCGAAGUGGAAGACUGGAUACGCUUACUGCAAGAGCUCGAUCUGUUGUUUGACUUACUGGAACAAUUCCAGACAAAAUGGACACUUCUGAAGAAGCUGUUCAGUGAAAGCACUUUCCAUGUUGACACAACAGCUCUGCAAAAAGCAUUUAAACCAGUUGAUGAGGACUUUAAUAAGUUGGCUCAUCGCUUAAUUGGCCACCCUCGAGUGUUGCACCUCAUUGACAUCAGGAUGAAUAAUGAACGAGGCCUGGAGCUGAGCGAGAUACUGCUUAAGGACAUCUCCACAAUGGAGGCCAUUGCCAAUCAGAUUUCGGACGUCGAGAAUUCCCUUUGCGAACAUUAUCCUCGACUCUGGUUCUUAAGUGAAAGGGAACUAUUACAGCUGCUCUCUUUCCACCCAACACCAGCCACCUUGCUGCCUUUUGUGCGCAGACUGUUUCAAGGCGUCCAGUGGCUCAACGUCGACUGCAAAACUUGUCACGAGGAAUCGAGAAUAUGCAGCGGCAUGUGUGAUAGCUUCAAGCAGAUGACUGUGCUGGGAGUAUAUGGCGGUCUUCAUGAGCACAUGGCGUUUGUUACCUUCUUGGAACCACAUCCUAAUCCACUAGAGUGGUUCGCUAUCUUCGAAGAUGAGUUGAAGAUGUCCUUGAAACGACUCAUUAUACAAUGUGCUGCUGUACACAGACAACUUGCACAGUCCAUCUCAAGCCUUAAAGAUGCCCUUCUCCCAACUGGUGAAAGGAAGAGAGAUGCCCUGCCCAUGCUUGACUUGCUUUCCAAAUAUCCUCUGCAGUGCAUUCUAAUAGCAGAGGAGGCAAAGUGGCGCGAGGUUGCCUUACAGGCUUUUAAAGACUCAAAUUCAGGGUGUUUAAAAAACAUAAAAGAGGUCAUGCUGGACAAACUUAAAUUGCUUGGUGCAUCAAUUAGAGAUCGACUUACAGAAAAGGAAUCUGAAUUGUCCAAGUACACAGUGAUGUGUUUACGGGCUCUUGUUCUCCUCGCAAUGAAGCAUGUGCAACAACUCUCUCAACUUUUGAAGGUGAAAUGUGACCAUGAGUCAUCUUUCGAGUGGUCGAGUUUCAUGAAGUACUCAGUAAACUCUGAAGAACAGAAUGCAGAGGGACAUGGGGGCCAACCUUGUUAUGUGGAUGUCCUGGGUCACCGGUUGCAUCAUGGUUAUGAGUACUUUGGGCCCAACGAUUGGCUCAUGUUCCAUACUCCAUCCACAGAUCGAGCAAUCAUUGGCAUUGUCCUUGCUCUCACUGUCUAUAGAAGUGGGUUUGUGAAUGGCCAGUUAAUGUCUGGAAAAAGCAAAACUGUGGUCCACUUGGGCAAAAUGCUUGGGCGACCGGUUGUUGUCAUGCAGUGCUGCCCCAGCCAGAAGCCAAGGCUCAUCCAUCAAAUGCUCUAUGGAGCUCUAUCGACCGGGGCGUGGCUUGUGCUGGACUGCAUUGAUCUGCUAACUUUAGAAAUCCAGUCGACCUUGGCUCAGCAUCUGCAUGACAUUCACAAGACUUUCAUGACGUUCAUGAGUGGGAAAACUCAAGACUUGGCAGAGAAGAAAACUAAUGUCAGUGAGAAUGCCGAUUCGUCUGAUGAUUUCAAUUGUCGAAUGAUUCUUGCAGGAAGACGCCUGUCUGCUAGUUUAAGCUUUGGAUGUGUUCUCAUCACUUCAAAGAUAUGCACGUUAGAAACCUCUCAAAGUCUCAGAUUUUCAACGAGACCAGUCGCAUUAGCUCACCCAGAUUUGAGGAUAAUUGCGGAGGUUACGCUGACGUCCUAUGGAUUCACAGAGGCCAGGUUGCUGAGCCAUUACCUUGUGUCUCUCUUCAGCCUGGCCAAAGAUUGUCUCUGCCUCCCGACAUUUCUACUGGGUGACAAUGGUGGACAACAUGUUGUUCUGAGAAAGGUUAUUUCUGCCUCAGAGAAGUACUUAAGAGAGAGCAUCUUGGAAGUUGUUUCUAAUACGUCCCAGGAAUCUGUGGAUCACAACUCGGCUGUUGAUCCAGAGGAGACAAAGGAGUUGUUUAAGUGGUGCAACUCACAUUUCUCAGUCAGACAAGGAGUCAUAGAAGAGAUGGCGAUCGUCAAAGCACUUGUUGCUGUUCUGUCACCGCUCUUUGAUUCCGCCGAGGCAGCGUCCAAGUUCAACACCAUUUUCAAGGAUGUGUUUCCAGUUGCCUGCCAACUUCCUCUGAUUCACAAAGGUAUCGAGGAAGAAGAAAAUGAAAAACUCAAGGCGGCAAUUACAGAAACGUUGCAACGAAUGCGCUUGCACUGUGAUGAAGAAAUCCUGUGCAAUGCUCUCAAACUUUAUCAAUCCUUGAAGUACUCGCACUCAGUCAUGCUAGUUGGACUGUCUGGAAGUGGAAAGACAACUUGCUACCAGGCUUUAGCUCGAGCUCUCAAUACCCUUGUCACGCGAGGAGGAGAAUAUGUUGCUGAAUAUUCAAGCGAGGAGUCCAACAUCAAGUCACAUGAUAGCAUUUCAGGGUCCACAUGGAGCUUCGCCAAUAUCACAGUCUUAUAUCCCAAUGCCCUGUCUCUGGAAGAGAUGUUCGGCUGCUACUGUGAAGUACAAGGUUGGCUGGAAGGUGCUAUCGUGAAAAUCUUACGGGAUUCAGAAAGACAUGAAAGCGCAAAUUUCAUCAUGUCUUGCACAAGCAAGAUUGACAGAAGGCCUGUAGUGAAAUGGCUUGUGAUGGAUGGAGACUCUGUUGGACACCCCAGCUGGUUUGACUGCUUGAGCACGAUGAACAACAUGGAAAAGCCCUUUUACUUCAUAUCCUCUGGAGAAAUUCUUGAACCAUCGCAAUCGCACUUUAAAUUGCUCAUGGAAAUGACUGAUCUGAGUGAUGCUUGUCCCUCCUCAGUGGCUAAAGCUAGUGUUGUUUAUUUUACACAAACCGAUUUCUGGAAAGCUGUGUGGACGAGUGCAGCUCGGAACAUCUCAGAUGAGCACAGAAUCGACCAAGGGAUUUUAAAAAUGUGGGAUAGUUUGGUAGAAGACCUGUUCUCCAAAACACUUCAGUUGCUAAGCAAACAUUCGAUUUCCAAGAAAGCCAGGUCCUGCAAGAGGUCCUCGAAUGGAAUGACAGAAGUCCUGUCAUUUAUCCGCAUUCUCUCCGCCUUUGUGGAGCAUUUUGGAAACGAAUUCAAACAAAAUGAAGGAACCAAAAAGUGCCAGAAAGUGACAGAAAGGUAUGAAGCUGGUACGUGUGCAACAGGUGCAAAGAUGAAAGAGCUUUUUGUCCUUGCUUACAUUUGGGGGUUUGGUGGCCACCUCCAUCCACGCCACUGGCCACAGUUUGAUGCGAUUGCUCGGCAACUUUUACUUGAAAGCCGAUACAAAUUUGCUGUGCCGGAUAAUGGCACCGUAUUUGAGCACUUUUUUAGCUUUGAUAGCGACGUAAAUCCCAAGAACACACUGUUGACAAACGCCGUCACGCCCAAGUAUCGAAAGUACUCUUUCAUCCUGGACCUGAUGCUGGAGGCAAACCAGCCGAUCAUGCUCGCAGGGGAGCCAGGGUCAGGAAAAACCUCCUUGUGCAACGGUCUGCUGUCCUUUGAAAAGCCUCAUAUUAGACUGCAUGCUAAUCAGAAUCUAGGUUUUAGAGAUUUGCGCACAAUUUUAAAUGCCCUCAGUUGCCAGCCACCAAUAGAGGAAACCAUGAAAGAUUCAAGAAUGAUUCUCUUUGUGGAUGACUUGCAUGAAGUCAAGUGUGAUUUGUUUGGGAAAAUGUCGAUGACUCUUGAGACACUACGACAGAGUAUUUCACAAGGGGAAAUCGUGACAUUUGAUGGCUAUCAGUUUAAGGUAUUAAGUCCUGGAAUGAUCCAGUACAUGUCCACCUGUCGUGUUUUUGAACUGGACAGUGAGCACAGCAGCGUGCUGUCCCCUCGGCUUUCACGACUUUUCUCCAUCUUCACGCUCCCCAGCCUGACCAUCGACAUCAUUUUUUCCAUUCACUCUCCGCGGCUGGAACACUGGAUUAAAGACAUGCCUGAAAUCUCUAACAUCACUGACAUGUCAAGUUGUAUCGUGAAUGCGACUGUGGACGUAUACCAUGCGGUGUGCAACAUUUUUCAGCCCACACCGCAGACACCGUUUUGCAUGUUCUCCCAUCAUGACCUUCAGAAGGUGUUCCAAGGAAUGUGCUUGUGGCAGCCGAAUGCUGUGGCGACCAUCCAGAAGAAAACCUGUAUCGAGGAGUAUUUACUUCCUCUUUUGAAUGAGCCAGACGUGGUGGAGCUUAAUGUUGUGCACCUCUGGGCGCAUGAAUGUAUGCGCACCUUUGGCGAUCGCUUGUGCUCUGAGGAUGAAUUCAAAAUUCUCGAGUCGCUCAUCGCUGAUACAGUGGAAAAGCACUUUCGAAUUAGUGUUGUGGAUGACUUGCAUUCCGUCACUUUGAAUUUUUCUUUGAGGACAUCCUCGACGGUGGACACUCUGCCAACAGUCACAGCAAAUAACUUCUGGCUUGGCAGUGAUCUAGAUGGACCAAGUGUUGAGCAAGUAACACCGUUACCUGAGCUGUCGUACAAGAGUAAAGACUCUACAGUCACAGAGGAGACCCAGCAAGUCCAGAGUUCUGUGAAGACAACCACAACAGAUCUCCCCCAUGAAUCAGAGAUUCAUCACCAGAUAGAGUGUGUAAUGGACAAGCUUGUGUUUGGACCUAGGCUGUCGGUGUUCCUCAAUUCAAUGCAUCGACAAAACGCUUUUGAACAUGGAUGCCGUUAUCAGCAACUAGACCUGGACGAUCUAGUCAAGCAGUUUUCCGCCUUCAUGGACAGGUCUGAGGAUGCGUCUGGACACAUUACCUCAAAAUACAUUGUCCACAGACAGAGGAUUCUUCAGCUGGUACGUAUUCUGAAGGCUCUGGUGGUACCAGGGGGACAUGGCAUCCUGAUUGGGUCCGAACACGGCACAGGCCGCAAAACCACCUUGCGCUUUGCUGCCGACAUAACCGGCUGCACACUGAUAGAGAUCGACUCGAAGAAUGAAAACAACCUGCUGGAUGUCCUGCGAGAAGCUGGGAACCAGGCCAGAUUGGAUGACAGUCAUGUUUUCAUCAUGGUUCAUGAGGAUGUGAGCUCCUCUGUGAGGGAUGAACUGCUGGUGGCGAUUGCUGACCGAUCAUACGCCGGACCAAAUACCGAUGAGAUUCUGAGCAGCAUCACCAGAAUGACGGCAGCCAAAAACUCCAAAAGAUCACUACUGAAAAACUGGAUAUUCGAGAGGUAUGCGACCCAGAUGCAUGGCCACGUACAUGUCUUCCUUUUGAUGCCCUUUGCGAUGCCAGAAAGCAGAAGUAUGCAAACCCAAAUAAGCAGAGCCUUGAGACUCAGCUUCUUGGUUGAAGUGUUUCCACCCUGGUCCCACGAGUCACUUGUAGAAGUGGCCACUCACCAUUUGAAAUCUACUCUCCAGAAGUUCAGUGCCGGUAGCUUGCUCCCGAGCUUAGCUUUGUCCAUGGCAGAAAUCCACCAGUCUGCUUCCCGGUAUUCAUCUGUGUUCCUCAGUGUUCAACCUUUUUGCCCUCGGACAUAUUUGGAAUUUAUUUCGCACUUCAAUUUCCUGUGUCAACGUCUGCAUCAGCAACAGCAAGGCCAAAUAAACAGAAUUUCUAAUGUCAUGUGUUGCUUGAACGCCUUGAGCAACAUGGCAGUGCGGUACAAGCAGGACCUGUUCAAGCUGCAGGAGAAGGUUGCUGAGAUGCAGGAGCUUGACAAACAGCUUUCUAGGAGUGUGGCAUGUAAGACGGCUGUCUACAUGGAGGCGAAGAAAAAAUGUGAACACAAAGAAGUCAAGCUGCGUGAGCUGGAGAGGAAAAUCAGUUAUCGUCAAGUCGAGGUUAAGAAUAUUUUCUACUCCAAUCAAAAGCUUCUGAAGUGUCUAAAUCCGGCUGAUCUGGAGGAGGUGCGUCACUACAGAGAUCCACCUGAUGGUGUGGUUAAAAUCAUGGAUGCCAUUUGUCUGCUGUUUAAUCGUCCUCCAGGCUGGGAAAGUGCUAAACAGCUUCUUGGACAUCCAGAUAUUUUCCAGGAAUUAGAAUAUUUUGACCGUUAUUCUCUGACAAACGAGCAACUACACACGCUCAAGCACAUUGUUCGGAGCCCCACGUUUGUCCCAGAGACUGUGCGAGAAGUUAGCAAGGCUUGUGAGUCCUUGUGCCGCUGGGUCCGGGCGGUGUAUGAAUGUUGCUGUAUGCAGCACCUGAUGUACCUCAAGCAGCAGGUGGAGCUGCUCGCCGAAGAGGCUCAAGAUCAGCUGGACAUGGCAAAGAGGGACGAGGAGAACCUGCACCGCUGUCUUCAGGAGGCCAAGCGUCAGUCAGAUUGUGUGCAGAAGGCACUAAAGAGGCUUCUUCUGGAGCUUCACGGGGUUGAACAAAUUGAACGAGAGGCUGCCGAGGUCAUCACUCAACUGGAGACACAUUACAGCUACUGGAGGGCUCAACAUCAGGAAGUAGAGUUGAACAAACAAUGUGUACCCGGAGAUGCUCUCAUCCUGGCUGCAAUCAUCUCUUAUUUAGGCCCCUUUGGACCUGAUAUACACAGAGAACUCCUGGUGAAGUGGAAGCAACUUUGCCAGACAGGAGAGAUUGACCCAGACCCCCAAGACCCGAGGAGCUCUCUGUUUAGAACUCGAGAUGUAGAGCCUCAUCAGAGACCACUUGGCUUCCCCAUCCAAGUUUCAGAGAGAUUGGAGCAGCCUCUGGGUCUGGUGCUCAGCAUGAAUGAGUUGCAGAUGCACAACACCUCGUACGACAGACUGGUGGUGAAGCUUUUGUUCUGGAGUUGCAGUUGCGAGUGGGUCCAGCGCUGGUAUCUGCUGGCAAACAUCCAGCAUCACCUCAAGAUAAGCUCUCAAAAAUGCAUUUUCACAGAGGACAAUGCAAGCCUAGAAGAAGAGUUGGAAUGUAAUCUAGUGGUGUCCGCUGAUGACCCACGGCUGCUGGACAAGCUGGACAACGCUGCUCUAACAGGCUUGCGUGUGCUAGUUACUAAUGUGGAACGUGCUGAACCAAGCCCAGAGUUUCUGGCCAAGCUAGUGCGCCCUCUAGAUAGUCGCCAGCCAGGGUUGAAGCGAAACAUUAAACUCAGCCAUCCCAAGUUCUGCCUUUUCCUCAGCACUAAUCUCCCCGUCACAAUGUUUAAAAGCGCGAUCCAUUCCUCUAUCUUGGCACUGGUUUAUGUUGUUGACCUUUCUAUGGGCUCAGAAGAGAUUCAGGAAGUGAUGCUGUCAAAGCUGCUGCACUCCCAGUGCAAAAAUCUGCUGAUUCAGCAUCUGCACCAGCAAAAUGAGAAGCUGUUGCUGCAGAGGAAAAUCAACAAAGAGGAGGAUUCCCUCAUGGACCACAUUCUGCAUUCCAGCCCUCGGAAGCUUCUUAAAAAUAGUUUUCUUCCUCGCUUGACUUUAAGCAAGAAUGUCCUGAAGAGGCUGGAAACGGAGAUGGAGCUGAAUGCUAAUGUGCUGGAGUACCACAAGUUGCUGCUGCACGCCCCUCACCAGCUGACGCAGCUGGCGGCCGCCCUCUACAACGCGCUGCAGGAUUUGUCCCACCUAUCUUCGGAUUACUACUUUUCUUUGGCCACGUUUAUCAAAACAAUGCAUGAAGCUUACCUGGAGGAAGAGAGACCAUUUGUAUCGUUUGCGACUGGAAUGGUUCCUGAAGAUCUGAUUCCUGAGGUCACAAACUACAUGCUUGUUAAAAUGCUAGAACAGUACCGACCUUGCAUUCUCCAAAACCACACGCCUGUUCUGAAGCUGCUUAUGUCUUUAGUACUGCUCCAGCAGAAUCAAGUCUGCUCACCUGCUGAGAAGGCCGUCUUCCUCAUGGGUCUUAAAGAUAUUUCAACCUCUGCACCUGCAACUGAGUCUACUUCUGAGUCAUCUACCGCACUGCCAAGCUGGAUAGCUCCUCAAAUCCAUGGAGAGCUCUAUUGCCUUGAAGGAAUACCAGCAUUCAAAGGGUUGACUGAAUCAGUCAGUGUCGCUCCCUGCCAGUGGGAGCAGUACCUGAACCGUCCAGCCGCCACGCUAGCUGAAGCUUGUCCCUGUCAUACUCAUGCACAUCUGUCCUUGAUACAGCGAGCCCUUCUCUGGAAGACAAUCCACCCGGACCGUCUGGAGGAGCUGGGUGAUGCUUUGAUUGCACACCAGCUCUGCACACCAGGACAGAGAGUCGGGACCGAUGUGCCUUUCUGUGGAAACCCGCUUGGUCUCCAAAGACUUCUUCUUCAGCAUGAUGGACCAAUCAUUGUUAUGUCUCCUGUUCACCGUGAGGAUGAGUGGACAAGCAUUCCGCCCCUCAGAUUAAUCCAAGAACUGGCCUGCUGUACUGCCGAGACAGAUAAGGUGAAAGCAAUAUCUUAUAAUGGACUGUGCGACAAAGACUUCACCCUCUCAACCCUCGACGAAGCAGCCAGGGAUCGACGCUGGUUGGUUGUUAGUGAUUGCAACUUCCUGGAGCGAUGGGAUGGAAAAGUCAAUGCACGCAUCAAUGAGCUUGUGUCGUCCGUACAAGCUACAGUCCAUGGAAUUAAACUGAAGCAAAAAUUCCGCCUUUGGUUUGUAUCUGAAGAAAAUGCUACGUCCUCUCUACCCGUGGAAGUGAGGUUAAACGCCCUGCCGCUGGUUUGCGACUCGGCUGGGAGUGUGAAGGAGGAGCUGAUGUGCUCCCUUCAGCAGAUGUCCAUCAUUCAGAAAAAAACCUUGUCAGGUCGUACCACAGAUAUUAUGGAGCUUAUUCUCCACUCUCUCGUCUUCCACUCCGUCCUGCUUCAAAGACAGAAAUAUAUGUGUCCAAAGAAGAUGUAUCACUGGAGCCUGGACGACCUUCUGACGUUAGUGAACGCAAUCCUAAAUAUUGUAUGUCACUGCCAUGACAAGAAGAAGGCCUUGCAAUAUGUAGCUGUCAACCUUGUGCAUGGUGGUCAUGUGCUGGAAUCUGCUGAUUUAGAGGUGAUGGAGAACACUGCUAAAGCUUGCUUCUUAAUGCUACCACUGGUGGACACUGGACCACACCUUCUCACCAAAGUGUUCUCCAGAUCUGAUCGCUUCGAUUUUUCAGAACUUCUUGAAGUUUUGGACAAGUCUUUUUCAUCUUCAAGCACCAGUGAUUGCACCAUGUUGGGCAUAGGUGCUGACGCCGUGGUCGAGAUCACCAAGAUCAAAUGCCAAAAAAUGAACAAGCUACUCCACGAUACUCAGACCUUUGGAGGGAUAACACGUCGCUCUGGCCCUGAGUUGGCAACUGUCCUGCCCGACUACUUCAACACCACUAUAAGAUUGCACGCACUGCAUAACUCCCUCAAGCAGAAGAACUGCACGAUAGUUGCUAAUUUAGGAGCGGUUUUUCAGAGUCCACUUCAAGACUUCAUCCUGGCUGAGUGGAAUGAUCUUAUUGAUCGGGUGUCUUCGCAUCUCACCGAGCUCCAGCAGCUCUUUCAGUACAGAACACUGACCUUGGCUUCCCUUUUCAAGUUUGCGGACCUGGCUCGUCUGGAGAGGAAGGCCCAGUUGCUCGGGGGUUACCUGUGGCACGAAAACACUUCAGAUCCCCGCGGUGCUUACCGUCUGUCCGCCUUUAAGAAUGCCAGAGGCUUCCUGGUGGCUAUGAAGAGACAGACAGCUCAGAUAAAUCGCACAAAUGUCAGCGAUGUUUCACUACACUUUGAGGUGGUUCCUGAACCCUACCCUUCCACAUUUCUCCCAGAUGCCGUGUUUCUAUCUGGCCUGGAAAUACGUGGGGCAACGUGGGAUAAAAAAGCCGGAGCGCUCGAGUGCACCCUCCACCCCGAGGCCGCCCCAAUGCCUCUUGUUUGUGUCACAGCUCAAGUCAAGGAGACACAAGUGAAACCCGGAAACUCUAGACGGAAGCAACCGCCUUCCUUACCUGUUUACCACUGUCCACUCUACCUGGAAGAGCGUGACUGUGGCAUUGAGGGACUGUCUGAUGUGAACAUUGUUACGACUCUGCCCCUUAAGUCCAAGCUAAGUCCUGUGAUGUGUAGCUUAAAAAGGGUGAGGCUUGUAAGCAAACUCUAGUGGAGCUCCAGAAUGGAGAGGACUUCUGUGAGGCGGUAGGCACUGCUGUUUGAGAUGGAGGAGAACCUGCUUUAUUACAGCACAGUCGUUCGGCAAAAUAGUGUGAAUGCAACCUCUUUUAUUCAUUGAUCUAAUUGAAUGCAUUUUUUCUAUGCCUAUCGUCAGAAACACUUUCUGUCCCUGUGUUUUCAGGUUAAAGCUUGCUAUUUAUUUCCGUUUUAUGUUGGGAGUUAUGUCAUUAUAUUUUUUGUGAAACUAGAUAUUUUAAUCUCAUGGGAAAGAGCUAUGGCAACCUUUGCUGUGAUUUCCCACUCAGCACUGAUCCAACAAGAAUGAGGUUAAGGUUAAGAUUUGAGGAAGUGAAGAAACUUUGCUGAAGCUACAAGAUGAAUCUAAUGUCAGUGUUUGCAUGAUGUUUGAUUUUGACUUCUCUGUGGCUUUUAAUGAAGUCCCUCUGUUGUCUAUAUGAAGUCAUGAUUUUAAUCCCACCACAGAUGAUCUAUUAUAAAACUAUACUUCAAUGCUGCUGUCAGUCUACUCAUUGGUUUUGUGUCUGCUGGUGAAUGAGUAACAUGGACCGACACCAUUAUGAAACCUUCGAGAAGUUUGGCAACGAUACGUUUCUUUUGCACCUGGACAACGGAAGAGCAUUUGGACGUCAUUCCAAAGAUGAACCAUCCAUUUUAGCUCCACUGCGGCAGUGUUGCAGG